This is a messenger RNA of Ipomoea triloba (trilobed morning glory), 444 nucleotides long. RefSeq lists its product as uncharacterized. Bases 1 to 444 code for a protein of 147 amino acids. Lineage: Eukaryota; Viridiplantae; Streptophyta; Magnoliopsida; Solanales; Convolvulaceae. The record is from RefSeq and is a predicted model, not a curated record. The transcript is spliced from 2 exons.
AUGCUCUCCAAGUUGACUCAAGAAGCUCCUGAAUACGUGUCCAAGAUUGCACGCAUUGAAGAAAUUGGAGCGCCAAGCAUUGAUGUCAUAGAAUUCAGACCGGUUGAGAUAGGCGAGCCAGAUUGGAUGUACAACUUGAAGAAUUACAUCGCCAACGGCACUCUACCGGACGACUCCUCCCGGGCAAAGAAAGUUAAGUUAAGGGCACCACGUUUUCAAUUGGUUGAUGAUAGGCUCUACAAAAGAUCAUAUGGCGGACCGCUGCUCCGGUGCUUAACUAGCGACGAGGCGAAAGUAGUGAUGGAAGAAGUUCAUGAAGGGAUCUGUUCUGCCCAUCAAGGACCAAGAACACUCGCGCAAAAGAUCAUUCUGAUGGGUUACUAUUGGCCUUCGAUCAACCUGGAUUGCGAGCACUACCUCCGUCAGUCCGUCCAUUGUCCAUAG